AUGGAAAUAUCCUCACCUGGACUUGUAAUCCAACAUCAAGUUGAGAACAACGCACCCGAUCCAGCAAAUCCAAGCUCAAACUCGAGCAGAUACCGUCGUGGUAAUCAUCCCAGAACUCACCUGCCUCCAGUAAAUGCAACCAAUGCAGAUGUCGUAGUUGCUCCGGAGAUAGGUGGUACAUCCAGCAGGCAGCCUCGCCGAAACGUAAAUCAGAACAGAUCUCGUGAUCACGAGCAGGGAAGUUCAAAUCCCCGUAGACCACCUGGUGCUUCUCAGACUGCUGGCUCUAGCUCUGUUGCAGGCGGAACGGGUGAUGGAGAUGUACGGUCAAAGAGGACUCGCCCUCCAAGACGUCACCAGGGUGCUACCGCUGCAAAUGAACUCAAUGUCUCUGAUUCUCAACCCCAAUCGCAGUUGAAGCGUCCGUCCCGGCGUUCAAAAUUCAAUGCGUCACUUUCUGAACCGACCCCAAUAUUCGCUGGUGAUUCCAAGCUUGAAGUUAAAGUCCAUCCUCCGCCACAAGCAUCCUCGCUGCCCAAGAAAAUCAAGCCUCCAAAACCCAAAGCACCCCUCCCCGACGACCUCACUUCGACUCUUACUCGUGCCCUCAGCACCCAUCCUUAUCCAGAUUGCCCAAUCUGCUUCAAUCCCAUUCGUCCAGAACAGCCUACCUGGUCCUGCUCUUCCUCAGAUCCAUCCGAAAACCUCCAGUGCUGCUGGACUACAUUCCACCUCAAGUGCAUUCGAGCGUGGGCUUCCAAAAGCGUCAAGGACCUUCAAGACGCAUGGCGUGCUCGUGGUGAGGAACGUACUGGCGAAUGGAGAUGUCCCGGCUGUCAAGCCAAACGUGAACACGUACCAUCCAACUAUCGGCAGGUGCUGCUUAUUUACUCAUGCUUCUGUUAUCGUAUCGCAGAUCCUUCCCCUACUCGCCUCGUCACUCCGCACAGCUGUGCAUAUCCUUGCUCCCGCGUACGCGCCUCCGCUUGUGGUCACGGUUGUCCUCUUCUAUGCCAUCCCGGUCCCUGUCCACCAUGCGCUGUUACCGUCCGAAAGGGCUGUUGGUGUGGACGCCAAGUCUCAACCGUCCGUUGUUCUUCCCUGGAAUCUCCAAACUCAACCACCGGUAUCUCAUGUGGCGUUACUUGCAGUAAGCCCUUGUCGUGUGGGAAUCCCCAGCAUGAAUGCUCUCAGGUUUGCCACCCCGGUGACUGCAAGCCUUGCCUCGUGACUGAGGUCGUCGCUUGUUACUGUGGGAAGGAGACGAGGCAAGUGCCGUGCGGUGAUGGGAAAGACAGGGCGGUUGUGUGCGCUGUUGAGGGAGAGCUUGGCUGGGAAGGUCGCUAUGAGUGCGAUGGUGUGUGUGGUAGACCUUUCGCAUGCGGAGUACACACCUGCGAGAAAGGAUGUCACCCCCCGUCAUUCACGCCUCAAAGAUGCCCGCUUGAUCCGUCUAUCAUGCAAACUUGCGCGUGUGGCAGGUUCACUCUUCCCACUGUCGAACAACACGAUCGCUACACCCACCAACGGAUAACUCCUACCAAAUCCGACCCGAGUGACAAGGACAUUGCGUAUUUCCUCGGGCCCCGUACAUCCUGUACCAUCCCCGUCCCUACAUGCAAGCAGCGCUGCAUCAAAACAUUACCCGACUGCUCGCACCAAUGCGGAGUAAGCUGCCACAUUGGCCCCUGCCCACCAUGCACCGAGCUCAUAGAGCGCACCUGUCGAUGUGGAGCGACGAAGAAGAUGAUCAAGUGCGGCGAAAUCAUCAAGGCCAGCGAAAAUAACGAAGCCGGGGAGGUCCUUUGCGAUCGUGCGUGCAUAGCCCUACGCACAUGCGGACGCCACCAAUGCAACCGCAUCUGCUGUCCUCUCGCAUCUCUUGCUGCUGCGCAAAAGGGCAAGGGGAAGAAACGUGCUGGUUUGCUAGAUGAACUAGGCGUUGAAGAAGGUGGCUUGCACGAAUGCGACCUCCCGUGCGGGAAGUUAUUGAGCUGUGGCAACCACCGAUGCGAGCGGAAGGACCAUCGAGGUGUGUGCGGGGUGUGUCUGCAGAGCGUUUAUGAGGAUCUUAUAUGCCCGUGUGGUCGGACGGCUAUGGAACCUCCAAUUCCAUGCGGUACGGUUAUGACUUGCAGUUAUCCAUGCGCAAGGCCUUCACCUCCGUGUGGUCAUUCGCGCGUCCCUCAUGCAUGUCAUGAAGGCGUAAUCAUCGCUGGUGCAGACCCGAACCAAGCAGUGGAGGCAUCCCCUUGCCCGCCAUGUCCAUUCCUCACCAGCAAACAAUGUGCGUGCGGGAAGAAAAUGGUGGAUAAUAUACGGUGUGCGCAGGAGCGGAUCAGUUGUGGUAGCAUAUGCGGAAAAUCUCUGGCAUGCGGCUUCCAUCAUUGCGAACGCUUGUGCCAUGCAGACGACUGUGGAACGUGUACCGCUGUAUGCGGCAAGUCUCGUAAAGCAUGUUUACCGGCCCAACACCCAUGCACCCAAACCUGCCACGCCCCAGCAGCAUGCCCCGAAACAGAAGCCUGUCUCGCGCUUGUCACCCUCACCUGCCCCUGCGGCCUCCUGCGCUCUUCCGUUCCCUGUUCCCAAGCAUCUUCAACCGCCAAUCUCAAAUGCACGGGUGAAUGCGCGAUCAAGAAACGCAACGCUCGUCUUGCAGAUGCUCUAGGCAUCAGUCCUGAGAAACGUGAGGGUUUGCAGGCCAAUGUCACUUAUAAUGACGACUUGGUGAUUUUUGCGAGGGCGAACGGUAAAUUACUGGGGCUGGCGGAGAAGACGUUUGCAGAUUUCAUCACUUCUGAUAAACGCACGCAAGUCCUGCCCCAUAUGCCUCCUGAGCGACGUAAAUUUGUGCAUGACCUCGCGUCUAUUUACCGCAUGGACACACAGAUGGUCGAUCAAGAACCUCAUCGAAGCGUACAGCUCAUCCGGCGCGUCGACACGCGCAUCCCGACGCCACUCUUAUCUGCAUCCCUCCCAUCACCAUCACCAUCACCCGCAGUCCUAGGGAAACUUGCCGAUCUGCGAGCUCCGAAAGCUGUAUCGAGCGUGACGAGCGGAAGCGGAGGGUGGGCCAGACCCCAACCAAAGGUCGCAGAAGCAGGCGGGAGGUGGACGUCAGUCGUCGCUCGCCCUGGGUCUGGGUCUGGGAGUUCUUCUCCUGCGCCUGGCGCGUCCUCGAGCUCGGGAGGAACUCAAGUUGGUACUGCCAGUUUGAGCUUGAAGCCGAGUGGUGGAGCGUGGGUGUCGUCGUCUGUGCAGCGCGCGAGGGAGGCGGCUAGUCAGGAGAUGGGUAUGGAGGAUGAGACGGUGCCGGAUGAUUGGGAGGAUGAUGUGUAGAGUCGGUUAGUUGGGAGCUUGGUGCACGCUGGUGAUGAUGGGGAACAUGAAUAGGUAGAUUUAGGAGUGGUCAAGCACAAAUAAGGCUCUUGGAUAAUCAAUUAAUUAUCAGCCUCAUCAUUGUUUACAUCACCUCGGCCGGUCUUGUAAGAAUCGAACUAUGUAAGUAGUUUGAGGUUUCCCUGAUGUGACAG
Molecule: messenger RNA, 3536 nt
Organism: Suillus clintonianus
Lineage: Eukaryota; Fungi; Basidiomycota; Agaricomycetes; Boletales; Suillaceae
Exons: 8
Coding region: 1-3342 (1113 amino acids)
Biological process (GO): negative regulation of transcription by RNA polymerase II
Cellular component (GO): nucleus
Molecular function (GO): DNA-binding transcription factor activity, RNA polymerase II-specific; RNA polymerase II transcription regulatory region sequence-specific DNA binding; zinc ion binding
Source: RefSeq, a predicted model, not a curated record